Molecule: messenger RNA, 1362 nt
Organism: Echinops telfairi (small Madagascar hedgehog)
Lineage: Eukaryota; Metazoa; Chordata; Mammalia; Afrosoricida; Tenrecidae
Gene: FBP1
Product: fructose-bisphosphatase 1
Exons: 7
Coding region: 106-1122 (338 amino acids)
Biological process (GO): fructose 6-phosphate metabolic process; gluconeogenesis; fructose 1,6-bisphosphate metabolic process
Cellular component (GO): cytosol; cytoplasm
Molecular function (GO): fructose 1,6-bisphosphate 1-phosphatase activity
Source: RefSeq, a predicted model, not a curated record
UUCUGCCCUGGGAGGUGAAGACACACCACACCUGUCGCCACCGUUCGCUGUCUACCUUCCUGCCGCCAGCACCUGCCGCCCAGCGCGCAGCAGCCCGGCCCCAGCAUGACGGACCAGGCACCCUUCGACACCAAUGUCAUCACCCUGACCCGCUUUGUCAUGGAGGAGGGCAGAAAGGCCCGCGGCACCGGUGAGAUGACUCAGCUGCUCAAUUCGCUGUGCACCGCCGUCAAGGCCAUCUCCACCGCCGUGCGCAAGGCGGGCAUCGCUCACCUCUAUGGAAUUGCCGGCUCUACCAAUGUGACGGGUGAUCAAGUUAAGAAACUCGAUGUCCUCUCCAAUGACCUGGUUGUUAACAUGCUGAAGGCCUCUUUUGCCACUUGUGUUCUUGUGUCGGAAGAAGACAAAAAUGCCAUCAUAAUAGAACCGGAGAAAAGGGGUAAAUACGUGGUCUGUUUUGAUCCCCUGGAUGGUUCUUCCAACAUUGAUUGUCUUGUGUCCAUUGGCAGCAUUUUUGCCAUCUACAGAAAGACUUCAACAGGGGAGCCAUCUGAGAAGGAUGCUCUGCAGCCGGGUCGGAAUCUAGUGGCAGCUGGUUAUGCUCUUUACGGAAGUGCCACCAUGCUAGUGCUGGCCAUGGAGUGUGGGGUCAACUGCUUCAUGCUGGAUCCGGCCAUCGGAGAGUUCAUUUUGGUGGACAAAGAUGUGAAGAUCAAAAAGAAAGGGAACAUCUACAGUCUCAAUGAAGGCUACGCCAAGGACUUUCACCCCGCGGUCACUGAGUACAUCCAAAGGAAGAAGUUCCCCCAAGAUAAUUCAGCUCCCUACGCUGCCCGGUACGUUGGUUCCAUGGUGGCCGAUGUUCACCGCACGCUGGUGUAUGGAGGGAUCUUUUUGUACCCUGCCAACAAGAAGAGUCCCAAAGGAAAGCUGAGACUGCUGUACGAGUGUAACCCCAUGGCCUACGUCAUGGAGAAGGCCGGAGGCCUGGCCACCACCGGGAAUGAAGCUGUACUGGACAUUGUCCCCACUGAAAUCCACCAGAGGGCGCCAAUCAUCUUGGGGUCCCCUGAGGAUGUGGCAGAGUUCCUGGAGAUCUACAAGAAACACGCCGCCAAGUGAAGCCCGGGCUUUGCCCUCACAGAAAAGAAUCGCUUCUCACUGAGCCCAGCGUUCACACUGUGCUGCCAUGUCCUGAGUGGGCAUCAUGCUUGCCCAGACAGCAGAAAUUCAAAGCACGGGUAUUUUUACUAUGUGGUGAGGUACUCUGUAAUCAAAAUGCUAUCAGGAUAAUGCCGCUAACAAUCAAGAUAUGUUUUGAGGGGGUGGGGGAUAAAUAAAAUAUAUUAUUACUUUCAAAAA